Molecule: messenger RNA, 3640 nt
Organism: Magallana angulata
Lineage: Eukaryota; Metazoa; Mollusca; Bivalvia; Ostreida; Ostreidae
Exons: 9
Coding region: 57-1472 (471 amino acids)
Source: RefSeq, a predicted model, not a curated record
GUAUAUACAUCAUAUUAGUUGAAUGAUUAUUGUGUACCUCUGGUACAAGGAAUUAAAUGACGCUUGUUUACAAAAUGUGUGCCGCCAAAAAAUUUAUUUUCAUAACUGUUUUAGUUCUAAGUGAUCUGCUGCCGACAUCAACCAAAACCGUGUCAGCUGGACCUAUUUGUACCCAUCACUGGAAAAAAGAUUUUGGUUUUAAAAUAAAUGAAUCUGUUGGAGCAUCAUUAAAGAAACUACCAGACAUUCUAAAAGGAUUUCUAGAUGUAGAAAAUCAAGAUGAUUUAGAAACAGACUUAAAAGUUCCCAUAAACAUUUGCAUCAGCAGUGUGGACUGUAGAUUAUACACAGUGUUGGAUAAAAAUAAUACCAAUUCAUUAACCUUUUGUGUUGUUACAAAGAAAGUGAAAAAAUGCUCUGCAUUUACGUGCACGUGUCCUGACACACGUAAUCGACGAUCUAUCGACACACCCAAUGGCCAGGACAGAACAAAUUCUGAUUCAAUAUUUAAGCUCACGAAUCCCAUAUGCAAAUUCAAGUUCAUUUACGAUGAAAGAAUCUGCGAUACAGCACAAACAGAUGUCACAUUCACAGAAAAUAACAGUUUUGACAAUCAGGUGAAAUAUACCACUACCAUGGAUAAUUUUUUAAAAGAAGAUCAUAUCAAAGUAGAAGAAGGAAAUACUACUUGGUUAUAUUUUCUGAUUUUUGCAAUCGGAGUCGGAGUAGGGACUGUAAUUGGAAGCCUGGCAACAUUUAUUUGGUUUAAAAGGAAAUAUUUGCUGCCUAAAACCUCAUCAGAGGUAAAUGGAACAUACAACAAGGAAAACAUUACAACGGUUAUACAUGAUGUCACAGAAUACUCAGAAAUUCCAGAGGACAGUAAAACAACCUGUUAUGAGCCAAUAGAAGAUUUUCAACACCACCACCAAGAAAGUUUAAGAAAUGCAACUCAUUCGGAAUUCUGCGCUUCUCCUUCUUUAGUCACUCAUGUCGAAAUGUGUGAAUAUAGCUUUAAGAGUGAAGACCAAAAGAAAGAGGAACAAGUGCAGCACGUGGUUCCUUUACAAAACAGAAAUAUAGAAAAAAAUCGGGAAAAUACGAUGGAAUGUCUAUGUGUUGUUGGUGCUAUAAACCACUCGCCUAAAGAAGAAUGCGAAAUAAUGACGCAUACUGCUCAGGAAGAUAAUAUCAAUAGUAAAUCAGUUUAUUUUGAAUUGAGUGCAGCUUCUGAGAAUGAAAAGCUCUUGGUUCCGGAGUGUACCAAUUACCAUAGUGAAUACCAGGAUAAAAAGGCCGACAGGAUGGAGACAAAACAUGUUAACAAAGAGGAAAAUGAAGAAAGCGAUGUCAUUGUUACAGCUGCAUCAAAAUGCGAGAAGGGAGACGAUCAGCCCACUGAGAAUGUAUAUUUUGAAUUGGGUAAAACAGAUGAUUGUUUAUCAUCGAUAAUGAAAACAAAAACGACGUGAAUAUGAAAUCUGCGGAACCUUUUCUAUCAAGAAGCUGUUCUAGUUUAAUAAUAUUGGCACAAUUUGAAAAUGUUGUACAAAGAUCGAAGUUUGAUUAACUCUGUUCAUUUACAAUGGGGAUUUUAUUAAGGCACUGUAUAUAUAAGAAAACAGUAUUUUAUUAUCAAAUUUUCAAAUGUUUUCUGAAUAAACGAGAAAGUGUUCGUAAAAAUAGUUAAGAUCAACGAUUGCUCUGUAAUACUUUUUUUUCGUUUUGUUGUUUGUAUCGCCAUAAAAUGUAUAUUGUAUAUAUUUUAAUUUAAGUUCAAGAAAUAAGAGAAACAAAUGUGAAUAUCACUUUAUUAUGUUGUUUACAACAGCAGUGUUAUGUAGUGCAUGUUGGACGAUUGUAAUUAUCUAGCUUGAUGGUGGUGAGAUAUUACAUAUUACGCCAUUAUUAGAAAUAUUGAAAGAGAAAUACAAAGAGAGCUAAUAGGAAAAGGAGAGAUUGAGAUGAAGACGGAAUGAUAGGAGUGAGGUAAACAUUUAGUUUUUUUAAUUUUCUUUUUUUUCUUUUAAGAAUAAACCUUUUAGACGCAUAUAUUCUGCAACAUUAACUUUGUAUGCAAACAGUAUUUAAUCUCCUCUACUAUUAUUAUCUAUUUGGUAUACACUUCCAUGUAUAUGUUUUUUCCUUUUACAGGUGAAGGCUUCGGUAAGCUCAUAAACUUGUAGUAUGUGUAUUAAAAGGCAAACAUGGGUAAACAUCAAACAAACUUCGGUGUGUCCAAGCAGACUAUGGUUUUAUUCAAAUUUUGACGAACGUUCAUGAAAAAGCACAUAACUGUUAAUUACAUGUACGUAUGAGUAAAAUCGAUACAACAAGACAAAUAAGACCUGCCCUAAAACUUCAAUGAGUUUUAGCUUUUCAAAUUUGAUUUUUUCCUGUAUCUUUAUACAAAGCUCUUCUUCAAAAAGAGACCAAUACAGUCCUGAAAUGAACACGACCAUCCAGCCCUCUUAAAAUGUACACAUUUUUUUUUUCAAAAUGUGACACUACUGGGCUGCCGUCCUUUUUAAUUUAGAACAGAGUCAUGCCGUAUAUACCUGUUAAUACCCUAAAAUUGCCCAAUAAUUAAAAAAAAGUAUUUUUUUAUUGAGUAAGUUUUAGGGUUGAGAAUGAUUUGGGUGAGUCGUCCAUCACGCAGCACUGUCAAAAUUUACUUUGUGGUUGCGCCGACCAGAAAGUAUGGGAAAGUUAAUUGGGACAUCAUACAAAACAAAAAGUCACAAAAUGCUAAUAGAAACAGUAGUUUCAGGUUGUUAUAUGUACGAAAACAUUAAACCACAUUAAAAAUUACCGAUGUUUGCAACUUUGUAGUCAAAUAAGUCUAACAACGAUAAAUAUAAACAACAAACUGAUCGAGGUGUACUUGUUGAUGUGACGUCAUAUUCAUUGUAAAUUUUGACGCAUAUUAUGUGUAGAAAGAGGCGGAUCAAUCAAUUUUUUUAAAUUUAGAAAAUCCGUUUUAUAAAUGAACGGAGCAUCAUCAUAAAACAAUUAUUAUACCAUUAAACCUUAUCUUCUAUGCUUGUUUUGAUUUGGCAUGUAUUUUUUUGAGAGCGUGUAUUAUUUCUUUUCUUGAGUGUUUAAUGUACACGUUUGAUGUUUUUUUAGAUCGGGAAGCCUAUCAAAAUCCGCUUUUUACAAGGGCAUAUAUCGUGUCGAUCUUUUGGAUAUAAAUUUAGGUAAUGUUAAAUUUAUUAAAAAGUGCUGCUGCUUCAAUGAAAUCUAUAGAAUGAAUUGAUAUAAGCUAAGGUCAUAUAAAUUCCAACUGGAGCUCAUUUCUUUGAUAUUUAUUCUAAUAAAAAUGAACUCUAUACAAAGCAGAAGCACUUUUCAGGAUCUAUUAAAAACGUAGAAUUUAAUUAUCAUUUAAAAUUUUAAUUCAAUUAAGGGCACGCCCUUGUAAUAUUGAAAUUUGUUUAGACUUCUAUUCGGGAGAAUCAUCAACACAUAUCACGUGACUAUUAAAUCAGGCGACCACUCUUAAUGUAUUACAAAGAAGCAUUUACUGUACUGUUUCAUUUAAUAUCACAUUUAUUUAUAUCAUGAUAAAAUUAAAAGCAAGAGAGUAACUCACUCGUUACAAAAUACAGACGGAUUUGACAUCUGUAAUAAAAAGAAU